GACUAAUCGUGCUGUCACUUGUCAACCGUUCAAAUUCAAAAGUGCUCAAGGUGAAAAACGGUUAUCACGACUCCUCAAGCAUAAAAUUUCAAAUGCUCGUUAUUCGACUCUCCACAAAGUGAUUUGACUAAAAUAAACCCGUACUACAUCAAGAUGAACCCUGUAAGUAAAUUCACACCAAAGUUACGCCGGGAAAAAACCGCCUUAUCAAACUCCGACCUGGCCAAGAAAAAAGAUGCCGUGCAAGUUUUUUGCCGUUUGCGCCCCCUGCAAGACGACCAGGAGUCCAACUGUAUCAAACUAUUAUCGUCUUCAGUGUUGGCUUUAACCACCCCUGCCGAAUCCAAGUUAAUACGUAAGGAAGUCCACUGCCAAUUCAAACACAUCUUCACCAACUAUGCCUCCCAGAAGGAAGUUUUUGACACCGUGGCGUACCCCUUUUUGGUGGAUUUGUUGCACGGUAAAAACGGACUUUUGUUCACGUAUGGGGUCACCGGGUCAGGUAAGACUCACACUUUGACCGGUGACCAAAACAACCCGGGAAUCAUGCCGAAGUGUAUUUACACCAUUUUUAAUACAAUCGCGGAUUUUCAAGCCCCAAAGUGCGUGAUUAAGUCCGACCGGAUGAACGGAUUUGAGGUUCAGUCGCGCGAGGAUGCAAUGCAAGAUCAGUUGUUUAUACUAAGAUCGGCUUCGAAAACUCCUGGCAGAAGCAACGGUAAAAAAUUGAAAGAUAAAUCGUACUUGAACGACGGAGCGAAAAUUAUGGAUAUCAACGAAAACAACUUGUACUCAGUUUUCGUGAGUUAUAUUGAAAUUUAUAAUAAUACAGUUUAUGAUUUGUUGGAUGAAAAUAGUGGGAAAACGCUUCAAGGUAAAAUCUUGCGAGAAGACUCUCAGAAAAAUAUGUACGUGAACGGGGUGGUCGAAACCGAGGUGAAAUCCGCCGAAGAAGCGUUCGAGCUCUUCAAUAUUGGUCAAAAACGCAAGAAAAUGGGCAAUACUGUUUUAAAUUCCGUAUCUAGUCGCAGCCAUUCCAUUUUUAACAUUAGAGUAGUCCAAUUUCAACAGCUAGCUCACAACGAGGAGGGUCAGCCAGUCAUCCCCGACUCGAAUUUACUCAAAGUCGCUCAACUCAGUCUCGUGGAUUUAGCGGGGUCUGAACGCACCAAUCGCACCCAAAACACGGGACAACUGCUCAGAGAAGCCAGUCAGAUUAACAAUUCGUUGCUGUCGCUCCGAACCUGCUUGGAAAUUUUGCGCGAAAACCAGCUAACCGGCGCCAACAGACUCGUGCCGUACAGAGACAGCCGCUUGACCCUCCUCUUCAAAAACUACUUUGAAGGUGAAGGUCGAGUGGUGAUGAUCGUCUGCGUCAACCCAUCAGCUGAAGAUUUUGAAGAAAAUCUUCAAGUGAUGAAGUUCGCGGAGACCACGCAAGACGUGAAAGUAGCCCGCGCUGAGCCCAAAUUUACUCCACACAAGAAAAAGAUUCAGAAAAAGCCAGCCACACCGUUCGCUUGCAAGAGCGGCGGGACGUUCACCCUCGGUCCGAAAUUACCGGAAAUUAAAUUAAGUUUCAACAGUCUUGAAGAGAGUCAGGUGGCCCUUGAACGACUGCUCAACGUUCUGAAAACCCGGCGCCAGAAAAUUAAGACCGCGGAUGAGGAAUUGGACCAGAAAGAAAACCACUUUCGCAAGAGAUUGAUUGAAAUCUACCAGGAGAACAUCCUGGGGAAGUCAGAAGUGAAAAGUAUGAGGGCGCAGCUCAAGAAGGAGAAACAAAGGUGUACGAAUGUUGAGUCAAAAUUGGCAGACUUGGAGAGCAAAAACGGCGAUCUUAAUAUGAAACUGAGGGACCAUCAGGGGGAAAUUUGCGCUCUGCGCAACACCAUCGCAGAGAAGGAUCUAAAAAUAAAUAAAAACAUCUUAGAGAAGGAAAAAAUCAAGCAAAAGAUGGCGCUCCAGAACGAGAAAAAGGACCACGAGCUGGAUGCUAAACUGAGACGACAGAGAGAGCAUCUGCAGGCUGCUAUGCGAGCUAAAGACAGCAAAAUUCAAAAAGUGAAAGAGAUUCUAGAGGGCGAUUUUGCUCCUGUGGUGGUUGUGGAGACGCCUCCGGUGCAAGAAUAUGUCCAACCUCCAGAAACCCCAAAGCAACAAACUAGAAGACCCAUUGGUACGCCAGCGUCUAGACAGCGCAGGUCACGUUCAGCCGGAGAUGUGUGGCUGGAGCAUAAUUCAGUGAAACCUGUACCUUUGGGUACCGUGUUGCAACCGUCCAUGAAAAAACGAAAGUCUGUCACUAAGCUGAGUAAAGCCAGUGAUGUCACUAAUCCCAAACAGAGUAAAUAUUGCCUGAUUGCGCAAGAACAAGAUGAUGGGGGAGAUGUUGAAACUAAAGUUUACAAGGGUGAUAUUGUGCCCACGUGUGGGGGUGGGGCGCAGGUCAUUUUUAAUGACGUGGAGAGGUUGAGGCAGGAAUCACCGACAGCUGACAUUAAAUAGGCUUCUAUACAGUUUUACAUUAUUAUAUAACGUUAUUUCUUAUUUGUAAGCACUAUAGUUUGUACAAACUUUAUUGAUUUUUUAUGUACUUAAAGCAAAUAAAUGUUUACAUUUCAUUUUUAA
This is a messenger RNA of Zophobas morio, 2631 nucleotides long. RefSeq names its product kinesin-like protein KIF23 (gene pav). NCBI's taxonomy places the organism in Eukaryota, Metazoa, Arthropoda, Insecta, Coleoptera, Tenebrionidae. Gene Ontology annotation, molecular function: ATP hydrolysis activity; microtubule motor activity; microtubule binding. The transcript has 2 exons. Bases 154 to 2508 code for a protein of 784 amino acids. Gene Ontology annotation, cellular component: nucleus; kinesin complex; microtubule. Gene Ontology annotation, biological process: mitotic spindle midzone assembly; microtubule-based movement. The record is from RefSeq and is a predicted model, not a curated record.